CUACGACACAAUUUUCUAUAUUGUUAUAAAUUAAUUUUUCACUUUUAAUUAAAUCAUUUAAUUAACUCGCAAGAAAUUUUCAGAUGGGCAUCACUGGUACCAAUUCGUAGCAUAUUUUUGUACUUUGACAAAUGUUUUAGGAGAAUGGCUGAAGUGAUGUAUUUGUCAAGACCUUGCUAAUGAGAACACAGGUGCAAAUGAGGUUUAAGUUAUGAAACACUGAGAGUGAGUCACAUUUUAGUGUGCGGUGUAGGUAUUAUCAGCUAGCUGUUAGUGAUAACAGGUGGAUCUUUGUUAACUGUAGCUGCAGCUCUGAGCUUGUAAGUCCAGCUUCAGUGUAGCUCAAUUAUCAUGUCAGGUUACCAGUUCGGUGGCUUUGGAGGAUAUCCACCUCACCAAGAAGUGCCAGGAGGUUUUCCUCCACCACCUCCUGGCGCUUAUCCUCCACCAACCCCAGGCGCUUAUCCUCCACCAACCCCUGGCGCUUAUCCUCCACCACCUCCUGGCGCUUAUCCUCCUCCCGGUGCAUGGAUACCACCAAACCAAGGUUAUGGCUGGCUGCAGGGGGCUCGUCCACUUCACUGCCAAGGUGAACUGCACUGGAUCCACUGCGAGCCAGGGGAGAUUCCACAAAAUGCGGUUUAUGCGGGAAGAGACAAGGACGGAGGUCCCCUGUACGCGGGUAGAGCUUAUCAUGGAGGAGAUUUGCUUCCAGCCAAGAUCGCACCUUCUCAUCACAAGGCUUACGUGCCUUGGGGAGGCAAGGAACAUGAAGUGAAUCAGUUUGAGGUACUGAUCAGUCAUCAAGUUGCCUGGGUAGAAGAUCGUGACGGGAGAGUUCCACCCGAGGCAGUCGUCGUUGGACAAACUGUGGAUGGAGAAAACUUGUACAUGGGUAGAACAAUGCAUGAUGGGACACUCACUCCUGGGAAGAUCCAGCCAAGUCACCAAUGCCUUUAUAUUCCAUAUGGAGGAGAAGAGUUGAAAUAUCACACAUACGAGGCUCUAGUUUUAAGUUGUUGAAUUCCUACAGCUAUAAUUUAAAAAGUAAAAUCACUGUAAAAGAAUAUUUAAAACGUUUUUUGUAUGAAAUUCACUUGUAUUCAUUAAAAUAAAGCUAGAAAUUGUC
This is a messenger RNA of Macrosteles quadrilineatus (aster leafhopper), 1129 nucleotides long. Its product is annotated as calcium-binding protein P-like. The transcript has 5 exons. The coding region runs from base 352 to 1023 and encodes 223 amino acids. The record is from RefSeq and is a predicted model, not a curated record. NCBI's taxonomy places the organism in Eukaryota, Metazoa, Arthropoda, Insecta, Hemiptera, Cicadellidae.